Molecule: messenger RNA, 391 nt
Organism: Oppiella nova
Lineage: Eukaryota; Metazoa; Arthropoda; Arachnida; Sarcoptiformes; Oppiidae
Source: the annotation of a GenBank genome assembly
AUUAGCUAAAACUAGUUUGUAUCUGGUUUUACUUUUAUAAGUAUUGAGUAAAUAUUUUUUAAUUAAAACAAAAAUGCGAGACAAAGUACAUGAGAUGUGUCGUGCAUUUUUAGGUGGACAGUGGGAUCAUAUAUCCAGCGAUGAGAUAGUUAUUAAAAUACUCAGUGGUGGGUAUAGUAAUCAAUUGUAUUACUGUUCACUACCGGACAAAGUGCAGUCACUCAAUGGUGAGCCCCAGGAUGUUGUGUUGCGAUUCUAUGGUCAGCCCAAUAAUGAUGGGGACGACUAUAAAGUGACGGAUUCGCUGAUAACGAUGUUAUUGUCUGAACGCAGAUUAGGUCCCAAACUGUACGGUGUGUUCGCCGGCGGACGGCUCGAGGAGUAUAUUCCG